AUGAUUGCAGAUGUUACCACUCUACAACCUUACUUAACAUCUCAAAGUCUCACCAAUUAUAAAUUCUUACGCAUUCCAUUCAGACAACAUCCAACUCACACAUUCCUCUCUAAAUCGACCAAUCUCGACGAAACCGUCACCACUCUCUCCAACCUCUCAAAUCCAGAGCGUUUCACAGACGCGCUCCACUUAUGCAUCUCCUCCAAAUCACUCCACCACGGACAAAAAAUCCACACUUUAAUCCUCAAAAACCCUAAACUCCGUCACGACCCAAAGCUACUAAGCAAACUCAUCACUCUCUUCUCCGUUUGCCGCCGUUUAGACUUAGCUCGCAAACUCUUCAACGACGUCAAAGACUCAACCUUUCUCACCGAGAAACUAUGGGCAUCGAUGGCGAUUGCGUAUUCAAGAAAUGGGUCACCGAGAGAAUCUCUAAUUGCUUACGUUGACAUGUUGUGUAGCUUCGUGGCUCCUGGGGAUUUCUCGAUCUCCGUCGCGUUGAAAGCGUGUGUUGAAUUGAAAGAUGUUCGCUUUGGGAGAGGGGUACAUGCCCAGAUCGUGAAAGGGGGGAGGAAGGUUGAUCAGGUGGUGGAGAAUGUGUUGUUGAGGUUUUACAUGGAGAUGGGGUUUUUUGAGGAUGCGCGUAAGGUGUUCGAUGGAAUGUCUGAGAGGAAUGUUGUUACUUGGAAUUCGCUUGUUUCGGUUUUGAGUGGGAAGGGUAGGGUUAAGGAGAUGUUUAGUUUGUUUAGGAAGAUGCAGGAGGAGAGGAUUGGGUUUAGUUGGGCGACGUUGACGACGAUUUUGCCUGCGUGUUCGCGUGUGGCUGGUCUUAUGACAGGGAAAGAGAUUCAUGGACAGGUUGUGAAGGCUAGUGAGGGAGCUGAUGUUCUUUUGGUUAAUUCGUUGAUGGAUAUGUAUGGGAAAUGUGGUGAGGUUGUGUAUGCUAGGAGGAUAUUUGAUGGGAUGUUAAGUAAGGAUCUGACUUCAUGGAACGUUAUGCUAAACUCUUAUGCUAUCAAUGGGGAUGUAGAAGAAGAGAUCAGUCUUUUUGAUAUGAUGAUAGAAUCAGGCGUUGAGCCAGAUGGGAUUACUUUUGUUGCUUUGUUAUCUGGGUGUAGUGAUACAGGGCGAUCGAAGAAGCUGUCAAGGUGA
Molecule: messenger RNA, 1152 nt
Organism: Eruca vesicaria subsp. sativa (arugula)
Lineage: Eukaryota; Viridiplantae; Streptophyta; Magnoliopsida; Brassicales; Brassicaceae
Source: the annotation of a GenBank genome assembly